UUUGGUCAUUUUAUUUAUUAUAAUUUAUUUACUACAGAAAAUACAAAACUAUGUAUAAGACACAAACUUGUAAGCCACAGUAAAUAUUAACUAAAACAUUUACAAAUUGAACGCAGAGUUGACAUUAGGUAACGCUCAAGCGAGUUAUCUUUGCUGCAGUUGCUCAUAGAAUGUAAAAAAGUGGGUAUUUUUGUUUUAUUCGCGUCUUGCAGUUAAAUAUUUUUAUUGUAACUUACCCACCUACAAACCUAAUACGUGGGAUAUUUUAGCUCGCCUUUCCAUAUUUAGCGAGGAAAAGUAAAGUUCUAUCACUAGCUGUGGUAUUCCAGUAUUUAAGGGAAGCGAGAUAGGCGCCGUGGUCUCGGCGAGCUUCGAGCCGUGCGCCGUCUACAGGCAGCUCCGGUGACUUCCACACGAACACGUAGUACACGGAGAGCAGGAUGGCUGCCAUCGACACCGACAGCAGACUCACACGUUCCUCCGUUAAAAGUUUCAUAUUAUCAAUUACUACGAUUACGAUAAUUAUUAAUCUACUGUUCACUAAGGAUAAAAGUGUCUGUCGAAAAAGAUAACAAGUUAAUUUAAAAAAAAAGUGAAUUAAGAAUGCCGGCUACAAUUCACAACAAUGUCGUUUCUGGUCCUGAAGAAGUGCUUAUUCCUGGUCAUCUAUCCUAUGGACAAUUUAUAUAUGAUAAAUUUAAACAAGCCGAGAAUAAAAUUGCUCUGAUAAGUGCAGAAACAGGGGAAAGUGUUACAUACAAGUAUAUAUUGCAAUGCAGUGUUAAUCUGGCAGAAGCUCUCAGAGCACUUGGACUGAAAAAAGGAGAUGUAGUGGCACUGAGCAGUGAGAAUCGGUUCGAAUUUGUGGUAGCGUCUCAUGCUGUGAUCUUUUGUGGUGCUAUAUUGUCUACUCUCAAUGUCACUUAUACACCAGGAGAAUUAGCACAUAUAUUACAAAUUAUAAAACCAAAGUUUAUAUUUUCAUCGCCAAUUAUUGCUCAAAAUCUAUAUGAUUGUAGCAAAGAUCUAGCAUUUGUUAAAAAUAUUAUAUUAUUUGGGGAGUAUGAUGUUGUGCCAUCGAUUUUUUAUAAUGAGCUUGUUAAGAAGCAUGUGGAUGUAGAUGACUUUAUGUUGGCUGAUGUAAAUGGAGCUGAGGAUCCUGUAGCUGUUAUGUGCUCUUCGGGCACCACUGGCCUGCCUAAAGCUGUAAUGCUUACGCAUGUUAAUUUUCUUACAUUAUCUUCCCAUAUGAAGUACUACUUAGCAGCAUCUCAAGGGAAGAAAAAGCAGGUUGUUAAAACAGGACUAUCAUUGAUACCAUGGUUCCAUGCAUAUGGCUUCAUCACAACAAUGGCAGUCAUGUGCAUGCAUAUUGAAGUAGUAUUCCUCAUUCGUUUUGAUGAAGAACAGUUUUUGGAAACUAUACAAAAAUAUAAGGUUAAUAUGACAACUAUAGUCCCACCAUUAGCAGUAUUCUUAGCAAAGAAUCCACUAGUCACAAAAUAUGAUCUAAGUUCUCUUACUGAAAUCUGGUGCGGAGCAGCCCCACUGUCCAGUGACAUACAGAAAAUGGUCUGCCAAAGAAUUGGUAUAGACUUUAUAAAACAAGGUUAUGGGUUAACAGAGGUGACAAUGGCAUGUUGUGUGGACUUAACAAGCGGAGAAAAGAUUGGCUCCUGUGGAACUCCUGCUCCAGGAAUGAAGAUUAAGGUUAUAGAUAUUGAAACUGGCAAAUUAUUACCUGCAAGAGAGAAAGGAGAGCUGUGGAUAAAAUCACCUUUGCGUAUGAAAGGUUACAUGGGGGAUCAGGCAGCCAGUGAUGCACUAAUUGACUCGGAAGGUUAUGUGAGGACCGGAGACAUUGGAUAUUAUGAUGAAGAUGGAUUCUUCUACGUCGUCGAUCGUUUAAAAGAGCUUAUUAAAUAUAAGGGAUUUCAAGUGGCGCCGGCGGAGCUGGAGGCGCUGCUGCUGCAGCACCCAGGUGUGGCGGAGUGCGGGGUGGUGGGGGCGCCGGACGAGGUAGCGGGCGAACUGCCCACCGCCUUCGUAGUGCGCCUGCCCGGCUCUGACGUCACAGAGACAGAAAUUGUGCAAUAUGUAGCCGGCAAGGUAUCGCCGGCAAAGCAUUUACGUGGUGGAGUAAUAUUCGUCGACGAUAUACCAAAGAAUGCGUCCGGAAAGAUAUUACGUCGCGAACUUAAGGCUCUAUUACCAAGUAAUAUUACAAAAAGUAAACUAUAGGCAUAAAUAGUAAAAUUAUAGUAUUAAUUGCUAGUCUCAAAUGAUUGUGUUAUUUAUAUCAAUGUUUUUAAUUGAUUUUUUUUUUUGCCAAGGUUAUGGAAUUUACAAAUGUUACAUGUUUUUAUGAACCAUUGUAUGGUGAUGGUUUUAUUUUUAUACCCCCAUUGUUAUAUAUUACAUUAGUAAUAAAGUAAUUUAAAAUAAACGAAAAAUACCUCUACGAAGUUUUGCAAUUUGUUUAUAUGCAGUAGUAAUAAAACUAACGAGAAUUUUGGGCCAAUAAUUUAAUGCUAUCUCAAACUCGCUAAUAAUAGUUUAUUACUGCUACAAAAAAAGCAGUCAUGACAUUUUAUUUUAGAUAAGAACAUUUUUACAUUCCCUGUUAAAU
Molecule: messenger RNA, 2629 nt
Organism: Papilio xuthus (Asian swallowtail)
Lineage: Eukaryota; Metazoa; Arthropoda; Insecta; Lepidoptera; Papilionidae
Product: 4-coumarate--CoA ligase 1
Exons: 11
Coding region: 604-2241 (545 amino acids)
Molecular function (GO): CoA-ligase activity
Source: RefSeq, a predicted model, not a curated record